Ectocarpus sp. CCAP 1310/34 is the source of this 4827-nucleotide messenger RNA. The record is from the annotation of a GenBank genome assembly. NCBI's taxonomy places the organism in Eukaryota, Phaeophyceae, Ectocarpales, Ectocarpaceae.
AUGCCUCCAACGGACUUCGCUCAAAGUGAUGCCCGUAUCCGCGUUUGCUGCUAUGUGUACCUGAUUGCGGAAGAUAUUGAACGUGACGCCAAUACCACGCCUGCCUCUCCGCAGUAACGGCCACAUCCGCGUAGCUGACGCCAGCAAUCACCCCCGCAUGGUAGACUCCACAGAGUCCGGGGUGCUACUUGGCGGCUUGGACGCGCUGAUCGCGCGUCAAUCCUGUUGCUAAGGCUCCUGGCGGCUCGUCGUGACUACAUGACGCCGUUCCGACCGCAACGGCAGCAUCGAAGACAAUUUCUCGGACGCGUGCAACAUCAUGCUCGGACGCCUCCUUGACCUGGAUAAGGAUGGCAUGGCUGUCUCCACCGUUGAACUCCUCGACGAGGGGAGUGCCGGGGUAUGCGUUGGCUGCGAUGGGCUAUCGUAGUGUGGCGUUGGACGGGAGGAGUGGAAGCGGAUGAGGAUAUCGGCGCGAUGUGACGAUGUGCGGCAGGUGCUCGCUGCAGCCCAGCAGGUUCAACAGCGAAGUUGCGCCGCGUCAAUCAGCGCUUGGUCAGAAAGCGCUACCGGGCCCAACUCUUAGAAGCACCUUGCUUGCCCACCGAUGAAAGGAGGCUCCGUGCAACGUAGGGCUUUGGAUUGAAGGUGUCGCAUUCCCUCUAGAGGAAUAUCUUGAAAGCCUCUUUUUCGUGCUCCGUUUACCACGCUUGCGCCAGAUGUUCUCUAAAAGCCGUAUCAAAUGUCCCCUCGAUUAUUCGUUGUCUAAAAGCCGUAUCAAAUGUCCCCUCGAUUUGAGGGGGCAUUUGAUGGGGCUUUUAGAGUUGAGACGGCCCCGGCGGGCGCUGUUCUCUUGUACACCAUGUUUGCGUGUUUGCUUGUCGUUAGUGGUCUCUCCACCGUGUGCCUUUUUCUGUCUCUUAUUUCUUUUUUUUUUCGGCCUGGUCCCAUUUUGUCCUCCUCGCUCUGUUUAUUUCAUUUUCUCUUUCCUUAUUACUGUUUCCUUUUUUUUUCUUCUCUUUUUCUCGUUUUCUCUUUUUCAUCAGUCCGCACAUACAAAGGCCACGGACUGUCCAUCAUCGCCCAAUGAGAAAGCGAUUUUGUAUCUUUCCCUUUUUUUAUCUUUUUCGCGUUCCAAGGGGUUAGUAAUUUUUUCUUAACGGCGGGCCGCGACUGCUGUAUGCCUGCCACUAUACACACAACCCAUAUCAGAGCGGAGUGUCUAUGCACAACAUGAAAGGGUGAUGACCCGAGACCCGUUCGAGAAAACACCCUGUUCGGCGAGGGAACCCUACUGGAUUUACAGCAGAGCAAUAAUUAUGCGAGGCUCCUCCGGAGAUGCAGAGAUCUCGUAGAUCGGAGACAGCUUAUCUCACGGCGGUCUUUCAUUGGCCAUGCCUGAGAGGCUCGCGACAUCUACGAAGUGCGAACCACCUGCCAAAACAAACUGGGCAACCGUGAUGGCCGCCCGGGGCCUACCGUGCCGUGCAAGGCGGGAGGGUCGUACAAUAGCGGCAAACGAAGGCAGGUGUAUCUGUCCUUCUGGCAUCCUACACGCACAGGCAGACCCACCGGCCGGAGAUACAGUCGGCGCUGCUGCCACAAGCGGUACAUCUGUCCUUGAUCCUCCCACUACCAAGCGAUGACGUCCGAUACAGUCUAUAACUUGGUGGGCGUUCUCGGAGGUUCGUUCCUGGCCGCGUCAUUGUUGCCUCAAGUUUACCGCGUCACCGUGCGAAAGAAAGCCGCUGAUAUAAGCCACGUGUACCAGGCGGUUUUCGUGACGGGAGUGGUCAUGUUCCUCGUGUUCUACGGGUACUACGAGGCUAAAGUUGGUUGUUGUUGGCGGUGGGGAGGCCUGCAAAUACAUUGCCUUGGCGCGUGUCAGGAAACCUGAUCUCGCUCCACCCGUUCACUCAAGAGUCGCCCACUGCCUUUUACCACUCUGUGUACCGGCAACGUCGAUUCCUGAAACGUCCGUUAGCCGGUGGUCUACGUGCCAGCGACAUUCGCACCGCGGUUCCCGCCUGCAAGCGUGCAUAUUUUUCUUCCCCCGGUCUUGUUCAGGCCUUCUUGUGCACUCCCCGAGGUCUCGGGCCAGAUCCGAUGGUUGAACCGCCGUUCUUGCUGUUUCUUUCCAACCACCGCGCUUGCAAUCUUCUGGUGCAAGCGUACUACCGCCACUUCGAUUGAUCGGGCCCACGACGACUACUCCGUUUAUCCCCGGCGUUCAGAUUUCUCAUUGCAACUCCGCGUCGCCGCUUCUUUUUCGACGUCGUGCUGUUCUCAUCCUCAGCUCUGGGAGUUGUUCUUCACAAACCUUAUUUCCCUGUCGCUCCAGAUCUACCUGGUCAUCUUCAAGCUCCGCCUAGAGCGAUGCCCCCGCCGACAUACGGCGGCUGCGCCCUCGACGGUCGCUAGCGAAACGCCCGGCGAAGGCGUAACGCUUGACGACGAGUCAAGCGAGAGAAGUCCUCUGCUGAAGUCGGCCUAAGUUGCGAUGAUCGGCUUGGGGUCUCCGCGCGCCGCCAAUAUAACAGAAAGCCUUGUUCUGACAAGCACGAGGAAGGCCUUUCGCGGAGGGUGGUUUCCUUCUGGGAUCGAGAGACUAGCUUUACGGCCCAUACCGAUGAUUUCAGGCUUGCAAGAACCGCCAGAAAUACUGGUCAAUGCGAACUCGAGGGUCGGGGUGUAAAUAGUGCCGGCCUGGUGAAAUCUCGCAGCUCCCGAGACACGUCGCAGCGAUGAACAGCGGACGAGGAACUCAAACUCGCGCGCGUUUCAGUUGUGAUGCGCCCUGUAAACAGUUGCUGAGGGGGCCUUUUUUUUUCGGCGUGUACAGGCAGCGGUAUGCAACCGUCAUUGAAGCAUGGCGGGCUUUGCGGCGAUCGACGAGGUAGUGCUGCUCGAACGACGCACACGAAACCCGUGAGAAGAUGUUGAUAGGCGGUGAUAGCUCUUGCGCGAAGAGUUGCGUGCGACCAUCGAGUAGCACAGCCAAAGUUGUAUUCAUUUGUUUUACGCACGUGCGGCGUAGACGUUUGCCACGUGUGACAUUUUGUUUAUGAGUGCACGACAGUGGUAGAAGACAUGGAAUUGGAUUUCGCGUUUCUUCAGGCACCAUGUCGACAAUUUUCGGCAAGUGGCCAAAUUCUGUGUGUGACACCCAGGGCUCGUGAUAGUCCUGUGUGUUGUAUUUAUUUUUGGUGCACCAUGAUUAUGCCAGGCUUGAAAGCAAACUGCUCAAUAACCAAUUGGCGACCACCACAUAUACGCAUGCCACGUGACACCUCGCUCAUAGGAGAAAAAACGCGGCGCGUUUCGCCAGCGCUACGUCACGUCUGACGCCUCAAGUGGACGCAGCAAAGCGUGUGCGUUUUGUGUGUGGGCGUGACGAAGGGGAGGAGAGGUUCGAAGAAUAAAAUACACGAGAACGAUGAGAGACAGACCGCAUCUUGAGCACCAGCUCUUCGCGGGGGAGGGUGGUCCAACGCAUUCAAACAGCUUGUUCUCUUUCGAAGCUCUCGAGAGACUACAGGGCUUCCCUUGUCUGAAUGUUCCGCUUGGCACCUAAUCAAUUCCGCGAGAACACGUCCGCGAUAGAGCUGGGUAGAUGCCCGGUCACAUUGUUUUGGGGUUGGGCGGAGUGCAUUUGCCAAGAAAAUAAUGUUCCCCGGUAGUUAUACUUUCGGUUUUUGGGGAAAGCUCUAGUGCCAAAGUCGGGCCCUCGAGGGAAGCCACGAGUCAUUUAGUGCAUUGUAUCGAAACCGUUACAACGCCAAAUUCUGCUCAAUACAACCCAGGCACCAACCCAGUCCACGGCAUCCUCUGAAAGGUAGGCAACCUCCGUCCAAAUGGACACAGCCUACGCCUUAUGUUCACUUUUAGUCCUGCAAUAUAGUCUAAAACGCGCAAAACCAACCAAAUCAAACUCACAUUGAUGCCCACAAAUAUGCAAGUACAAUAAAUAAACGUCCUGAAUAAAUCGUCUAACCAGCAACUAAAGUUUGUUGCCCGAAGCGGUCUGCGUACUUCUUCUAGUUGUACGUGAUCAGCUUCUCCUCUACAGCUUCUCUUUCAUUUUUCUUUUCUAACGACGCGGACUAUCGCGCCGUUGAUGCAGCCGGUCGGAGAGUAUUAGCUUCCCCCCGAAGGAGAACAUGCAUGUGGGAUAAGGUACUGCAGCAACAUGUUACGCAAAAAAUCGAAAGGAGGUCCACCCUACUCAACGGAAAUGCGAAAAAACAAAGGUAUCCAAACGCUUGGGAACCAAUUGCGCAACGCAAGGGGGAUGAAAAUGUGAACGAACAUGUUCUUUUAAGGGCCCAACACGACAAAUCGAAACACCGGCGGCAACUCUUCUCUCUCCCACUUGGGAGUGCCAGGUUGAAAGCAACCCUUCUACAGCUGUCUUGCUCCCCAAAAAUUAAAUACUGCUGUACAACCCUUAAACGCGCGAGAGGUAGCCUUUUCAAAUCAGAAGCGGCCUCCGCCCGGAGAAGUCUAGAACCGUCGACUUUUGCCGGGUUUCGGGAGGUACGCCGGCCACUCCAUUAGUCAAAUCAUGCCGACACGAAAUGUCCGCUUGCCGUGUUGACUGGAGUGCCAGAAUACGAUGCGAGUAAAAAACGGUCCUUUCUUCAUGAACAAGGCGCCUCGUGUCAUGCGUGCAUGAUUCCCGCGAAUAAGAGUAAAAAUAUAGCAAAACGACGUCCACCGCACACAAAUCAAUCAUAUAGACACAGGACACCAUACAGUGGCUUAAGGGAAACUUCGCAUGGUACAUACGACCCAGCACCCCGCUGACGGGCUUCUGCAUUUUUCCCU